Messenger RNA from Cladocopium goreaui, 3813 nucleotides. Lineage: Eukaryota; Dinophyceae; Suessiales; Symbiodiniaceae. The record is from the annotation of a GenBank genome assembly.
AUGGCCAGACUGGGUCCGAAUGGUGGAGCAAUGCCGGGCCAGCUCAGACAUUUGCGCUUCGUGUUGGACCGAGAAAGACAGGAGGUGAUCAUGUACAGCGAUGAUGUGAUGAUGGUACCCGCAGGUGCAGAGCCUGGGCAAUUCGGUGUUCCUGUGGGCGGCGGUGCGUGCAGGGACUACAGCAACGUGCAAAAUGGCUCCCUGGUGUGUCCCAGUGUGCACCCUCCGGUGUCAGAGAUGCACUUGAGGGUGGUGGAGCUGGUUGUUUGGCCGGAAGCCAGCUUAGAAGUGAGGUGCUGGCACCGGCAGAAUAUUGGCAGUCCGGCCCUCGGCUUGAAGGAUUCAGAGGUUCCACCGCUGGAAGAUCAGAUCAGGAUUGCGGCCAACAUUCUAUGGCAGCAGGCCAUUCAGACUGAGCGGAAGGCCGCGGUGCAGUGGGAAGAUUCCUGGGGAUUCUUGAGAGCCGAACGCCAAGACGUCCCUGGGGCCCUGGCACAUUCCUCAUCAGCUGGAAACUUAGUCGACACCGAAGGUAUGUCGCGCUCUCAAGCCCUGAUGGGUCUACGGCUAAAUGUUCCCCGAGACCGCUUUCGAAAACCUGCGAGCACGCAGCAGGAGCUAGGCUGGCGGCAGCCAUUGGAACGUGGAGGAUUGCGUUUCAACUACGGUUUGAAACACGACGACGGCAUUUGGCCCCUGGCAGAUAUUGCUCCAUGGCCCGCGCGUGCUGCGCAUAUGGCAGUGCCUCUGCCAGAUGGGGCCAGGAUCUCAAUGCGCCGAAAUGGUGAUAUCUGGACUUGCGUGCCUUGGCCACUCCGCGAGCACUUGCAGCCCCACGUGCCACAACUACCCGGAGCUCUCGUGGAUUGCCGCCACGAAGCGGAAGUGAGCUCGUUUGCGGAGCAGCUGUUGCUACAGCCGCAUGCCGCGCGUAUGGGAAACGCCGCAGCAAGAGGAGAGAAGGUCCGCGAAGCCUACAUCAAGUUCUUUGUGGAUAAGAAGAAGCAUGACUUUGUUCAGUCCAGCCCUGUGGUGCCGCUGAGCGAUCCUACCCUUCUGUUUGCCAAUGCUGGCAUGAAUCAGUUCAAACCAAUCUUCUUGGGACAACUGGAGCCCAACAGCCCGCUGCAAGGCGUCACCAGAGCCGCCAACAGUCAGAAAUGCAUACGUGCAGGUGGUAAACACAACGAUUUAGAUGAUGUGGGAAAGGAUGUGUACCACCACACCUUCUUUGAGAUGUUGGGAAACUGGAGCUUUGGCGACUACUUCAAGGAGGAGGCGAUCGACUGGGCCUGGGAGCUCUUGACCGAGGUUUACGGCUUGGACGAAGAGCGGCUCUAUGCCAGCUAUUUUGGUGGCGAUGAGGAGCUUGGACUACCCGAAGACCUAGAAGCCAAAGAGCUUUGGUUGCGGCAUUUGCCAGAAAGCCGUGUGCUUCCCUUCGGCAAGAAGGACAACUUCUGGGAGAUGGGUGCUACAGGCCCUUGUGGACCUUGCUCAGAGCUGCACUAUGAUCGACUGGGGAGCCGAGACGCGGCAGCUCUGGUGAAUGCAGAUGAUCCCGAUGUCAUCGAGAUUUGGAACCUGGUCUUCAUGCAAUUCUUCCGUGGUGAUGAUGGACGUUUGACGGAACUUCCCAAUCGACACAUUGACACGGGAAUGGGCUUGGAGCGAGUUACCUCGGUCCUCCAAGAUAUGAGGAGCAACUACGACACUGACAUUUUUGGUCCUUUGUUGGCCGCAGUGCAUGACUUGGUCGGAGGUGAACCUUAUGAGGGCAGGGUGGGUGCUGAUGAUGUGGGGAUGAGGGACACCGCAUACAGAAUUGUUGUUGACCACGCUCGAACCCUCACCAUGGCAGUCGCAGAUGGUGCAACGCCAUCCUCUGAAGGACGUGGCUAUGUCCUACGCCGCAUUUUGCGCCGAGCGGUCCGCUACGGCCGCUCCAAGUUGGAUGCACCUCCGGGGUUCUUUAGCAAGUUGGUGCCCAAGGUGGUGGAGUCCUUGAGUCCGGGGUUUCCGGAUCUGACCAAAGCCGCUGGAGAGCGAGUGCAAGGAAUUCUGCAGGAUGAAGAGGUGGCGUUCGACCGCACAGUGGAUCGCGGCAUGCAGUUCUUCGAUGGGCUGAAGGCUGAAUUGGAGAAGGAGGGUGCUAAGGUGGUGCCUGGCGACCAGGCGUUCCUGCUCUACGACAGCCACGGCUUUCCCUUGGACCUCACUGAACAAAUGGCGCUGGAAUCUGGGCUUUCGGUGGACAUUGCAGGCUUUGAGGCUGCGAUGGAACAACAGAAGGAACGUUCACGUGCUGCGCUGCGUGAGCAGCAGGCACAAGAACAAGGUCUACGACCUCUGCAAUUGGUAGCUGAACAAACUGCUUGGCUCAGUGAUGAAAAGAUCCCAGUGACUGACGACCUGAAGAAAUAUACCUGGAAUAUCCGUCCCUCAGCUCGGGUCGAAGCUAUCUACACACAGCAAGGAUUUGUCAACUCCAGUGCCGAGAUCAAGGAUCAGAGUGCUUCUGUCGGAAUCGUACUGAACACCAGUCCCUUCUACGCAGAGGCUGGUGGCCAGGUAGGAGAUCUGGGGCUGCUGACCAAUGAAGAUGGAGAAGAGUUGAUGAAGGUGAAGGUGGUGCAGGUCUUUGCGGGCUACGUGUUGCAUGUGGGGCCAAUGCCGGUAACCUGUGCAGUAGGCGAUGAGGUCUUCUGCGAGGUGGACUAUGAGCACCGGAGCAAGGUGGCUCCCAACCAUACCAUGACCCACGUGCUCAACUGGGCCCUGCGAGAGGUUCUGGGGGAUGGGCUCGAUCAACGCGGUUCUUUGGUCACAGCUGACAGGUUGCGCUUCGACUUCAGCUAUGAAGCGAGCAGCGGUGUUUCAGUGGCUGACCUUGAGAAGGUUGAAACUUUGGUCCAGAAAACGGUGGAUGCUGGCCUACCGGUCACAUCGAAAGAGGUCGCUCUGGCGGACGCGCAGGCCAUCUAUGGACUGCGCGCUAUGGCUGGAGAGGCAUAUCCAGAUCCUGUCCGUGUGGUCACCGUAGGUUCCCCGAUCGAGGAGGUACUCCAAAGUCCUGGGGCUGAGAAAUGGAGGGCGCAGUCAGUGGAGUUCUGCGGUGGAACCCACAUUGCAACCACUUCGGAAGCGAAGCAUUUCGUGCUGCUGGAGGAAAAAGGCAUCGCCAAGGGAGUGCGGAGGAUCUUUGCAGCGACUGGAGCAGUGGCAGAGACAGCUCUCGAGGAAGCGCAGCGCGUGGAAAAAAGGAUGAACGAGUUGGAAAGCUCUAGCGUGGAGGAGGAUGCCUUAAUGGCCCUGCAGAAGGAUUUGGACAGCCUGGUGCUCCCAGCCGUGCCCAAAUCGCAGCUGCGAGACCGCUUGGGAGAACUCCGGAAGCAGUUGAAAAAGAAACAAAAGAAGAAGAAGAAGGGCAAAGUUAGCAAAGAAGAGCAAGCGGCCGCAUUAACAGAGCUGAAGGAGGCAGUGGCAGAGGCCAAAAGCCUUGGCAAGAACUUCUGUGUGAAGACCUUCCAGGGCGCAGGUGUGGAUGGCAAGAGCCUCCGCGAAGCAGCUCAGGGAGGUGAAUUUGAUAUCGCCGUCAUGGUGCUGAACCAGCCGAGCCCUAAAGCAUUAGAAUGCCUGGCUGCUGUGCCAGAAGCACUGCAAUCGGAGAAAGCUGCCGGAAAGUGGGUGCAGGCGGCACUUGCGACUGUGGGUGGAAAAGGUGGAGGGCAAGCGGCCUUCGCGCAAGGAGCGGCCAAGGGAGUUGAGGAGGAGGCUCUGCAGGUAGCUGCGGAGGCUGCACGGAACUUCUGA